UUCGUAGCUUAGUCUCCGCGUCGUGAGAGAAAGCAUUUUGUUAGACGCUUUGUGCAAACAUCACCAUGCUGCUUGUAGUUCUUGUCUGUUUCCUCGUCGAUUGAUUUUGGGCGUUGGGCAAUAGCGGUCCUGCAUUUUCCUGAAAAUGACCUCCAUUGUCACGGGGGCCGCCGCACCAGGGGACAUCAUAGACGAGCACAACCUCCAGAAUGGCCACCACCCCGCAGCGCGGCAGGAAGAGCAGAAAGACCUACCGCUCUGCCUCCUCCUCCAGCCAGCCGUGCAAAACUACGCUUGGGGCGUGAAGGGUACGCGGUCGAGUGUGGCCGGGUUCCUGGAGGAACAUGCGGUGGAGGACGAGAAGCCGUACGCCGAACUCUGGAUGGGCACGCACGUAUCACCAGAAAAAAGUGUUACAGUUACACACUUGUUGGAGUUUCUGCAUCACAAAUUUUCUCUGUGCGGCACAGAAAACUUGUAAUGCGAAGAUCAUAAGGGAAAACAGGAAGGAAACGAGGCUCCCAAGCAUUUCCUGCAUGAGAAAGGUGGUCUGUGUUGCCGGUCUUGCAACACGACAGUGUGUAACUGUAACACUUUUUUCUUGCGAUAGCACGUGAACGGGAUGGCGCAGGUCCUGCGGGAAAAGACCCGAAGCACGGUCCGGAGAACAACGAGGUCCACGACCACAACAAUAUCAUCGUCGUCCACCUCCCUCAGGUCCGGAACGACGGCCUCCUCGUCCUCGCGCGGGGAGGUUUCCUCCCUAGCCUCGGUGAUCGAAGAAGAUCCCGAUUACUGGCUGCGAGGAACUACAACGACCGCCGCGGCGAGGAGAGGCAGCAGCAGUGCGUCGAUCAAUGGAAAGAAUGGAAACGCAGCAGCUGGAACCGUUCUUGGACCUACAACUGUGGCGCAAUUGAACCAUCAUGCGGGCAACGGUGUUGUAGCAGAGAACAAUGGCCGUGAUGAACAUCUUCACGCUAAUGGAGGAACGGCGGCGACGAUGAGAGAGAACCACGUUGGCAACGGCACAAAGACGUCGAUGGCAACUGCAACUACAUCAGCGGCAGCUGAUUCAAUCCCUCCUCAUGACUUGUCCUUUCUUUUCAAGGUACUUUCCGUGUCGACCGCCCUGUCGAUCCAACUCCACCCGGACAAACCCACUGCGCAGAGGCUGUUUCGCGAGCACCCGGACAUUUACAAGGACGCAAACCACAAACCCGAGAUUGCGAUACCGCUCGGCCCCGGACCCUUUGAGGCCUUGAUGGGCUUUCGCCCGGAGAAGGAGAUUCGAGCGUUUCUGGAGCUGCUACCCGAGUUGCAAGAAGCCUGCAGUGGUGUUCAAACGGCAUCAACUGCGUCGAGCAAGAUUUCGGAACUGUAUGCCGCUUUGAUGCGGCAGGACGGGAAGAAGAUCGCGGCUUUGCUGGACAGUUUGGUCAAGAGGAUAGAAGUGGCAAACGCGGAGAACGAGGACCAUUUUCUGGACGAUAAGCUGAAGAAAUUGGUUCUGCGCUUAAACCACCAGUACCCCAAUGACGUCGGGAUUUUUUCCGUGUUUUUUCUCAAUUACGUCAUCGUGGACAACCAUGUUGACACAGCUCCUGCUACAACAGACGGCGCACUAAUUUCGUCACAAGCUGCAGAUGAACCUGAUGAACGUCGUCUUGAAGUUCAAACCGCAGCGGUGAAACUUGGAAAAUCAAAAACCUUCCUCUUCUGUAAGGCGAACGUGCCGCACGCGUACUUGAACGGCAACUGCGUGGAGUGCAUGGCGCUUUCGGACAACGUCAUUCGUGCGGGAUUGACGCCGAAGUUUAAAGACGUGGACUUGUUGUUGAAGAUAUGCGACUACAGCGACGAUCUGGUGGAAACCGGGGAGUGUGUACGAAGCAGCGAGCUUCUUGGCGGAGUAGGUGGUCGUGGAGGGGAAAAAGAUUUGAAAACAAAAACCGGUCCGAAAAGUAUACCAGAUCAGGAUCUAGAAGAAGACGGUGUCCACGUCCACCUCUACCGCGCGCCGCCACCCGUUUUCGACUUUCAGGUAUAGCCUGUUGAGUCGUGGCUACUGUGACAAUGUACAACUGGAUUCAUGAUUUAGUAAUUCACCAAGUUUUUGACCUCCGAGCGCCUCUUUUACGUAAUUUGAUAAAGUAGAAGUAACAUGUACAUGCUCGUGCCUUUUGAAACAGGUGUUGGAGAUUGUCGCUCUGCCGUCCCGAUUGCAGUCAGAGACGAAAGUCUCUUCGGGAAGGAUCUACCUUCCGACUGCCAGCAUCAUGUUUGCCAUCCAGCCCUCGAGUAGUGGUGGAUCAUUACGACCGGGGCCUACAGCAGCGCACGGGACCACAAUUGUUGAAGUAGAAGUCGCCGGCGGUUUUGGAAACACGGUGAAGAACAACGACCAGGAGGUUGAAGAACAGCCACCCGAGAGCGAAGAAUUUUUCCAGAUUUUGCCCGGGCAGACCUUCUUUCUGCGUGGCGAUGUCUUCGUCACUUUUAGUUUUCAAAAAACAGACUACAGUCGCACUUGUGACAGCCAGGAGAAUGGUACUCCUGCUGGCCCUUCUGUAUUUUUGGCCACCAGUGGUGAGACGGCAGUAACCAUGCGAUGAAGCGAUCGUAUUCGUAUUCGCCGGUCAUAUAUGGACGGGAAUGAAUGCAGUAAAUGUAAAGAUGAAAGUAGUGAAACGCGACCUAAAAGAUGUGUGAUUUUUGGUGAUCGCGAUGAACAGACACCACGCGGUCUUCACAAUUGCCGGC
Messenger RNA from Amoebophrya sp. A120, 2763 nucleotides. The record is from the annotation of a GenBank genome assembly. NCBI's taxonomy places the organism in Eukaryota, Dinophyceae, Syndiniales, Amoebophryaceae.